Molecule: messenger RNA, 889 nt
Organism: Anopheles gambiae (African malaria mosquito)
Lineage: Eukaryota; Metazoa; Arthropoda; Insecta; Diptera; Culicidae
Gene: PIG-H
Exons: 3
Coding region: 92-628 (178 amino acids)
Biological process (GO): GPI anchor biosynthetic process
Cellular component (GO): glycosylphosphatidylinositol-N-acetylglucosaminyltransferase (GPI-GnT) complex
Source: RefSeq, a predicted model, not a curated record
UGCCGCUGUUUGGAAACAACAAUUAGCAAAACAAAAUCGAACCCUCGCCCUCUGCUCGGCUUCUGUAUGCCAAGUUGUUUCCUUUACCGAAAUGGUGUUUCUUUGGACAAGUGCCGGGACUCAAAUACACGUUAAAAUAGUCCACAAAUCGGCCAGCGUGCUGCAGCUUUCCGUGGAAAAUGUGGAAGCCCAUCGGCAGCGGCAUACUCUGCUAGUGCUGGAGCUCGGAACACUUUUCUGCUUUGCAGUUUGUAUGUUUCUUUUCCGACUAAAUGUUCUCCACGCCCUGUUUGUUCUACCCAUCGGUACGCUUGUAUACCUGUACAACAACGUGAUAAAAUCCGAAAGUCUGGUGUUAGUCAAGGAUUUUGCACUGCAAUGUUCCACAACAUUUGCGAACGGGGCGGUACGCAACGCUCUCAUACCGAUGGAAUAUGUGCAAGAUAUCGUGAUCAACGAAGUUUUCUUUAACCUUAAAGUAAUAUUCGUGCUGCAAGUACUUACAAAGGGGCAUUUAUUUCGGAAGAAGCCUGUUAUAACGCUUCUGCAGCAACUAAAACCAGCCCUUCCAAGCCUGAAACUUAUUUACACCGAGCUUCAUUCCGUUCUCGAGCUGCAGAAUUGUUGACGAGCCGGUGACGACCAUUGCUGUUCCGUAGGGAGAGCUUGUGCAUUAUGUUUAGUAAAUUGUGCACCUCCUGAACGCCAGCUGCUGCAUCCGGGGCGGGAAAUAUUUGUUUCGGUAUCCGUUCUAUCUUCUUCAAUUCCUGGACAGGCUGUUUCGGCACACACACAUCGGUAUCAUUCUAUGUUUUAAGCAAGCAGGACCAAAGACAAACACAUUCAGGCACAACGAAAUAUGUGCAAUAAAGAUAACGCAUACUUACAA